Trichoderma citrinoviride is the source of this 1497-nucleotide messenger RNA. RefSeq lists its product as hypothetical. Lineage: Eukaryota; Fungi; Ascomycota; Sordariomycetes; Hypocreales; Hypocreaceae. Gene Ontology annotation, molecular function: acyltransferase activity, transferring groups other than amino-acyl groups. The transcript has 2 exons. The coding region runs from base 1 to 1497 and encodes 498 amino acids. The record is from RefSeq and is a predicted model, not a curated record.
AUGGCGUCGUAUCUGUCCAAGCUCCUCGGCCUCGGGCCCAAGAGACGCGCGCCGGCAAUCGUGCCGACCGACGAGGUUGUGCCUUUACAUCUGUUUGAUGAUACGGCCACUUUGCGGGAAUUCACGCUCAUGUGGACCUUCAAAUUUGACCAGGUGCUCGAUGCGGACAAGCUGGGCGAUUCGCUGUCGCAGCUCUUCCAAAUGGAGGGCUGGCGAAAGCUAGGCGGGAGGAUUCGACUCAGGCCCGAUCGAUCGGCAGAGAUUCACAUCCCAUGCCCCUUCACCAAGGAUCGACCGCCCCUCCACUUCACAAAGGCGAGCUUCAACAUGCGCAUGGCGGAGCACCCUGAAGCAUCGAAGCUGCCAUCUUCAUCAGACAGGCUCAGGACAUUUCCAAGCCCUCGUAACUACCAGUCGCUCGCUUUGGGACCAGGGGCGCCAAGAUGCUUCGACGAUUACCUGUAUUCGGAUCUUCCGCUAUACGCUCUCCAUGUCGUCAACUUUACAGACGGAACUCUGGUCUCGAUCAACUUCAAUCAUGUCGUCAGCGAUCUCGCCGGACUGAUGGCCGUCAUGAAGGCAUGGCAACUCGUGCUGGCAGGCAGGCCCGAGGCCGUCCCUCCGUUCAAGGGCUUCUGCGAGGACUCAAUGGCCGGGCUCUACAAGGCGCAAACGGCUGAAAAGUACAUCCUGGCCGACAAGCACCUAUCGGGCUGGCGACUCGCGGCAUUUGGACUUCGACUCAUCUUUGAGUCGUGGUGGUACUCUCCGAUUCAGUCCAAGCUUGUCUGCAUCCCCAAGGAGACCAUGGACGCACUUGCUCAGGCGGCCAGGGACCAGAUACCCAAAUCAGCAGAGACCAACGGCGCCGCAAGCUCAUCGUCCUCGUUCAUCAGUGAAAACGACAUCAUUGUAGCGCUGUUCAUGAAGACAUUGGCGCAUAGCCUUGACCCAAAUCGCUCUGUCGUGGCUCUGCAGGCUGUUGAUCCCCGUAGCCGGGUCAAGUCGGUGUUUCAGCAGGACGCCGCUUAUGUGUGCAAUGCACCUGCGGCUGCUUUUGUCCAAUGCAAUAGUCGGGAAGCGAUCGAUAUGAGCAUUGGCGAGCUGGCGCUCGAGGGUAGAAAAGCUCUCCUGUCGCAACUUACCGAAGAGCAGAUGAAGGCCGUGGCUGCGCUGGCGUACAAGUCCAUGCUGAGCAACGGCAACCCUCCUGUAAUCGGAGAGAGCAACAUGGCUUUCCUCGUCUUUUCCAACUGGAGCAAAGCCGCCUUUCUGGAAAAGGUGGACUUUAGCCCAGCCGCUGUCGAGGCGGGUCGGUCCCAGGACACACCAGCCCGACCCGUCUACUAUCACUCCCAGAGCUUGGAGACGGGCUCUUUUGCACCGAAUGUCAUCGUCAUCAUGGGAAGAGACUUGGAAGGAAAUCUCUGGCUGAAUGCGGAUCUCCCAGCUCACGUCUGGCCGACGAUGCUGGAACACUUGGAACAGUAUGCGUAG